Messenger RNA from Brienomyrus brachyistius, 2071 nucleotides. Its product is annotated as germinal-center associated nuclear protein-like. The transcript is spliced from 13 exons. NCBI's taxonomy places the organism in Eukaryota, Metazoa, Chordata, Actinopteri, Osteoglossiformes, Mormyridae. Gene Ontology annotation, biological process: mRNA export from nucleus. The annotation marks the transcript as partial. Gene Ontology annotation, cellular component: cytoplasm; nucleus; transcription export complex 2. The record is from RefSeq and is a predicted model, not a curated record.
GGUGUUUGUGGGUACGUGUCCUGACAUGUGUCCGGAGAAGGAGCGUUACAUGAGGGAGACCCGGAACCAACUGAGCUCUUUUGAGGUCAUCCCCAACACGGAGAAGGUGGACCACACUGCUGCCAUUAAGGAGUACAGCAGGUCCUCUGCUGACCAGGAGGAGCCCCUCCCCCAUGAACUGCGGCCCCUUACUGUGCUGAACAUGACCAUGAACUACCUGGUUACCCAGGUCAUGGACCAGGGUGAGGACAACUACCGUGACUGGUAUGACUUUGUGUGGAACCGCACACGAGGUAUCCGGAAGGAUAUCACUCAGCAGCACCUGUGCGACCCGCUUACGGUGUCCCUUAUUGAAAAGUGCGCCCGCUUCCACAUCCACUGCGCACACCACCUGUGCCAGGAGCCCAUGAUGUCCUUUGAUGCUAAGAUCAACAAUGAAAACCUGACCAAAUGCCUGCAGAGCCUCAAGGAGGUGUACCAGGACCUGGCCAGCAAGAACAUCUACUGCCCUCAUGAGGCAGAGUUUCGGCAGUACAGCGUGCUCCUGAAGCUCAAUGAUGGAGACAUCCUCCGGGAGGUGCAGCAAUUCCGGGCGGAGCUCCGAAACUCUCCGGAGGUGAAGUUUGCCGUCCAGGCCUUUGCCGCUGUCAACAGCAACAACUUCGUGAGGUUCUUCAAGCUGGUCAAGGUGGCCUCGUAUCUGGCUGGUUGCAUCUUGCACCGCUACUUCGACCAGGUGCGCCGUGAGGCUCUGCGGGCCCUGAAUGUGGCCUACAGCUCCCGUGGUUCCACCACAUUCCCGGUCGAAGACCUGGUCCGGAUGCUCAUGUUCCAGAAUGCCGGCGAGGCUUCGGACCUCGCGCUGCAGUAUGGGCUCGCGGUCGAUGCCGGCAUGGUGGAGCUAAGCCGGACAGCGUACCAGGAGCCUGAGAUCCAGCCACGUCCAAAGCGCUCUGUGGCCAUCGCAAGGAAGCGGGAGGUGCUGGUGGGCCAAGUGGUCAACGGCGCGCCACUGCCCAACCCACCCCAACACACACCCGUCAACAGCUUUGACAGCCGCAACAAGUACCGUGGGGAUGGGCAGCCAGCGGAGGCAGGCAGUGUGCCCAGGGCUGCAGCCUCCCCUCAGAGGCCCCCCAUUGAGCUGGAUGCGCGGGCCCUCCAGCACCGAUCCAAGAUGCCGAGCGACCCAGCGGAGUCAGCUGGCCUCCCUGGUAGAGAGGAGAGUGGAGCACUUGGGGCAUCUCCGUCGGAGGCACCACCAGUCGCCCCACCUACGCCUCCCCCACCGGAGCCCGUUUACACAGAGCAGGACAUCGCCACGGAGGUAGAGGCCAUGCUGGAGGAGGUAGUGCAGGCCGAGGUGGCUGACGUGGCUGCCACCGGAGCCGAGUACAUCUCUGCUGCACUCAGCAUGUGCAACGGCCAGGUGGAGGCAGUGCUGAGUGAGGUGGUGGAGCAGAUGCUGCGGGAGGUUUCUGCUGCCGAGAUCCAGGCAGAGAGGGAGCAUAUCGCUGAGGAGAAGCGCAGGAUGGAGGAAGCCAGGAGAAAGCAGGAACACGAGGAGCUCCUGGCCCGGCUCAGCAAGACACUGUGUGCCGAGAUCACACAGGAGGUGCUGCGCGACUGCAUCGUGGAGACUGCCUCAACAGAGAUCAGGCGUGCCCAAGAAGAGCAGGCAGAAUGUGUGGCUCGCAGCUCACAAGACGUGUGUGAGGUACUGCUGGAGGAGACGCUGUGUGGUGAGCUCACCCUGCUGGCCCAAGACGUCCUGGAAGCAGAGCUUCUGAGUAUACGCAGGUUCAUCAAAAGGUGGCGUGAUGUGGUGGCCGUGCGCAGGCAGCUGAAGCGACAGAUGCGUGAUUUUCCUGCUGCCCCUGGCUGUGUGGACCCCCGCUUCAGGCUGCAGGCCUUGGCCCCCAGUGCCCCCCCCUCACCCUGCCUGGACAGGCUGGCCCGGGGCGUGGUCAACCUGGGGCACGCUGGGGACCUCUCUGUUUCCUGCACCAGGUUGGCGAAGAUGCGAAGGGAAACCGAGCAUCAGAUGAAGGUUCACUUGUUCUACCAGCAG